GUAGAUCUAAUUUCAUUUCUGAAAAUACUUUUCCGCGAAUCUAUUUACCUUGACAAUAUAGCUGUCAACUAAAACAUCAAUGUAAGAAAAACUUAGUAAAAAGUAUAAACUAUAUAUAACAUUACACAUGAUUAUAGGAAUAAAUAAACGAUUGAAGAAAAAAGCUGCUGAUGGCUACUACGCAGUCAAAGACAUCUUCUACAAGGAGUCACCUAUUCGUUACAGCUAUAGAUCUAGGUACAACUUACAGCGGCUGGGCCUAUUCCACACUAAAUGAGCCUGAUAAGGUACAUGCCAACCAAGCAUGGUUCGCCGGAGCGGGUACGCUUGCCUCAUUAAAAACUCCAUCCUGUAUUUUGCUGACGCCAAGGAAAGAGUUCUGCGCAUUCGGCUACGAAGCAGAAACUAAGUUUGUGAGUCUAGCGGAAGAAGAUGAACAUCAUGGGUGGUACUUCUUUCGGAGGUUUAAAAUGGCCUUGUACGAUGACCGCAACUUGAGCCAUCUUUCUACUAUCGAAGACAUAUCAGGAAAGAAACUUCCAGCAUUGGAGAUAUUUGCUCAUGCUAUACGAUAUCUGAAGAACAAGUUCAUGGAAACAAUCGAUAAGAGGAUUCAGGAUGUCCAAGAUACUGAUGUGAACUAUGUCCUUACCGUUCCAGCAAUUUGGGAUGACAUGGCAAAGCGAUUCAUGCGACAAGCAGCAGUUGAGGCUGGAAUUACUAACGACCAACUUACCAUUGCACUAGAACCUGAGGCAGCAUCCAUUUGGUGUCAGGGACUGCAAACAGAGGUUCGGCGUGCCAGCAAUACAACAGAUAUUGGUAUUUCAUCUGUGGGUACAAGAUAUAUGAUUGUGGAUUUAGGAGGAGGAACUGCAGACAUUACUGUUCACGAGAAGAGACCCAGCAACACGCUAUUGGAGAUACAUAAAGCAACAGGAGGCGCAUGGGGUGGGACUGAAGUUGAUAAGAAUUACAUACAACUUCUUGAACGAAUAAUUGGACCGCACGAAUGGAAGAAAUAUGAACAAAAACAGCUAGAAGAUCUAUUUGACAUUCAUAGAGAUUUUGAAACGAAAAAGAGAAAUAUAUCAACUGCUUCUUCAGGUAGAAUCGUUGUCAGAGUUCCUUCGAGUCUGAAAGAAGCUUAUGAAGGAACAGGAAGGUCUGUUUCGGAUGUUAAAGGAAGAUUUAGUGAUACAAUUGAUUGGAAAGGUGACAAAAUCAGGAUAGAUGCGGCUGUAAUGAAAACAUGUUUCAAAGGUCCAGUGAGUAAUGUCAUAACGCAUGUUAAGGAGAUCCUAUCAGAGGCAGAUAUGAGCAAUGUGAACAAGAUAUUGUUAGUAGGAGGUUUUGCUGAAAGUCCAUACGUUCAGGAGACCUUCAAAGAACACUUUAAGGACAAACAAAUUAUUAUACCAUCUGAAUGCGGACUUGCAGUCUUGAAAGGAGCCGUACUCUUCGGACAAAAUCCUACAGUAGUCACAGCAAGAAUCGCACGGUACACAUACGGUAUGGGUAUAGCUGUCCCCUUUGAUCCUAAAAAGCAUUCUGAACAAAAGCUUCUCGACACGGACAGAGGUCCAUUCUGCAAAGAUUCGUUCUGGAAGGCAGUUGAGAUUGGACAGGUGGUGAGAUAUGGACAUGAAGUGUCUAGGAUUGGAAGAGCAACCAAUGAUUACCAAAAACGCAUUAAGCGAACUAUUUUCAAAUCAAAGAACAAAAAUCCCAUGUACACAACAGAUCCAGGAUGUCAAGUAAUUGGUUAUGUUAGAGUUCCAAUGGAUAAAACAUUAAAGGCAAGGGAUAAUGCUGUCGAAGAAAUAUUUACAUUUGGUGGAACAGAGUUGAUGUUUACCUCACAACAUAGGUCUACAGGUGUUACGCGACAGCUUAACUUUGAUCUGUAAAACAGACCGUGGCGUUUUACUUAAACAUACUGUUGCGUUUAGAUCUAUGGAUUUAUGCGUUGGUUAUGUAGACAAAAUGCUGAAUUUGGGGAGUUAAGUUUUAGACUGAAAAUAUUUGAUUAAUUGACCACUGGCAUGAUAUCUAUAUGGAUGAUGGCAGGCAAUUGGGAAAUAAUUAUCUAUCUACACAGUAAAAUGGCAUUUUGUGCGUUUCUGUUUUGUUUGAUCAAUAGAAAAGUCACUGUAGAUUUAAUUUAUAAGGAUUUAUCUAUAACGAAUCUAUUGAUACCCGUAGAUAAUACAUAAUCCAUCUAGAUACAUUAAUGUUUUCUGAUAUAUUCGUUAAUGUAGGUAGGACAUAUCGUAUAAUUGUAAAUACGAUAAUGAAGUACAACCACGAAAAGACGUUAAUACAGUAUCCCUUUCUUUUCUGUGUUCAUUGCAUUCUGUCUAGGUUUCUUUCAUAUCCCCGAGUCAUAAGGGACCAUACUCUAUUAAUUUGGAUAACGUAUUCCAAUGGGUCACUAUUUUGAACCUCGUUUGACAAUUGGCAAAUAGAUUGCUAACAUACUACCAUAUAUCCUGAUAUUGUACUGGAGAAAUUAUCUGUAUCUAUAUUUCUAUUGUAGUAUCAUCUUUUGAGGUAUUUGGUAUUGUAGUGUCUAUGACGUCAGACGUUUUCCAGUCGCACGCCCGGAAAAAAAUAUACUUGGUAAAAUUCGAUACCGCAGUUCAAUCUAAACUGUGGACAGUAUCUCUGUAUUUCUCAGUAUUUGUCUCACGGCGGCGCAUAUUACCAGAAGCCGAUAUGCACUAUUUACUAUUUGAAUAGCCUCAGGAGUUAUCUUCUAUGAACAUACUAUUGAAACAUACUAGUUAUCCAUUGGUAAAAGUUUUUUAGAUCUUACGCGUGAAAUCCAAAUAUUCUAUAAAUCAUCGCGUGUUGAAAGAAAAGGCAUCGACUGUAUCUGCAAAAGAUUCUUAAGUCGACAGGAUGCAUUUCUUUAAAGCUAUACCAUACCCAAAUUUCCUUUUCGAAAAACUGAACAAUUACUAGAGUCUACAUAUAGUUUAUUUACACAUAGAAUAAGUUUACAUGUGUAACGGGAAAACAGGGGGUACCACUUCGGGAAACUUUACGGGUAUGUUUGUAGUAAUGCAAAAGAAUCUACUUCAGCCGAAUUGGGCGAGAUAAAGCGUAAUUUUUCUAAAAGGCUUUUAUUGUGCUUUUUCAGUGAGUAUAUGGUGGAAAGGUUGGUGUAAAUUGGUUGCGAGAUAACCUUUUAUGUGUAGCAUACCCACUCUUUGACUGUCCUCGUGUAAAUUUGUUACUUUUAUGUCAUCAGUUUUCGCAACUUACAUUUUUCGUAUGUUUCCGAUAUAACAAUGUUAGUUAGCAAUCAGUUCAGGCAUGAUGUACGCUCGUAAUUAAUGUCAGCAUUUAAUGUAUUUUUGCUUUGCACAGUACGUUCAGGUAAAAUUAUUUCUUCUCCGUCCACACAUGUAGAUUUUAUUGUGAUCAUAAACUCUUAGGGAUGUUAAUUCUAGGAUAACUAUCAGAGAAAUCGCGUAAUAAAUGAAUAAUCUAAAUGACGUUUAAUCACCUUUAUUAAGGGUAACUUUGAUAUCUGGGAUAUAGACUAAGUUAAUAAACAUUCCGAGAAAGAAUGGAGAGCAUUUUCUGCCAAGUUUGUUUGCAGUGUUUUCUUCAUACCUUUGUUGUCUUACGGGAUUAUUACGGAUGAUUUCUAGUCAACAGGUCGUUAAGGUAAUUUCUAGUCAACGAGUAUUGAUUGAUUAUAUUUUAAUAUGUCCAUGUAAUUCAUUUUGAAUGUUUGUUAAGUAAACAUGUAAAGUUAGAAAGCAUCUUCCGCCGAGUCGGGCGAAAUAAAGAAUAAUUUUAUUAAAAA
This is a messenger RNA of Mercenaria mercenaria, 3820 nucleotides long. Its product is annotated as heat shock 70 kDa protein 12A-like. The record is from RefSeq and is a predicted model, not a curated record. Gene Ontology annotation, molecular function: ATP binding; ATP-dependent protein folding chaperone. Bases 171 to 1910 code for a protein of 579 amino acids. NCBI's taxonomy places the organism in Eukaryota, Metazoa, Mollusca, Bivalvia, Venerida, Veneridae. The transcript is spliced from 5 exons.